AUGACCACCGGCCUCACCUUCCUCGUCACACUUUUCCUUCCCUUUCCCCCAACCACAAUCACCAAUCGUAUACAUCCAUCCUGGCUGGUCCAACCUUCCAUCACGCCAAUACUUUUGACGAAUUUGGGAACGAAGAACGCUGAACUCUCAUCAAAGAGAGGACAGAGGAACCUCACAGAUUUCGUCAGGAUCACUACGGUCACGGACGCCGAGUCCGUCAUUCCUCCUCCUCCUCCGUCCCCAGGAAACUCCAAGCCAGUGUCUCUCGAUAUGGUGUCUCCGUCGGUGGCCAUGGACGCCCACUCUGCCAUUGCUCCCCCUCCUCCGUCCGCCAGGAAUUCGUACCCGGUGCCUGUUGAUCUGAUGUCUCCCACGGAUGACAAAAGCAUACAAUCGAAGCGCGAGCAUAUAGUCCACACCAGCCUGGAGUGA
Molecule: messenger RNA, 432 nt
Organism: Penicillium samsonianum
Lineage: Eukaryota; Fungi; Ascomycota; Eurotiomycetes; Eurotiales; Aspergillaceae
Exons: 3
Coding region: 1-432 (143 amino acids)
Source: RefSeq, a predicted model, not a curated record